AUGGUUUCUCACAUGACUUCCAGGAAAAUUAUUCCAUUACAUAUCAACGACCUCCUUUCCUGCACGAUCAAUCCGAUCCACAUCAUUGCUGAUGCAGGAAAUCUGAAAUUCAAACGUGGACGGGUGAGUCUUAGCGACGAUCCCAGGGUGGGUGCACCAGAAACGGCAGUCACCCAGGGAAACGUUCAUGCUGUGGGCAAACUCAUCAUUGAAGAUAGACAUGUGACAUAUCGCGAGAUUGAGGCAAAAUUAGUUUCUCGUUGGAUACCCCACCUGUUGACUGAAGAGCAGAAAGCAUCCAGGGUUAAUUGGUGUCAAAAAAAGCUUGACCGUUUCAAUUCCGGAAACUCAAAACAUGUGUACAGCAUUGUUAAUGGUGAUGAAUCGUGGAUUUACUGUUAUGAACCAGAAACUAAACGACAGUCGGGUCCAACAAAAGUCAUCCGUUCUCAAAGUGUUUCGAAAAAGAUGUUCGCGACAUUUGUGUCAAAAGCGGGUCAUAUUGCAACAAUUCAUCUUAAUGAGCAAAGAACUGUUACUGCGGAUUGGUAUCCCACGAUUCGUUUUCCAAAAGUCAUCACCGAGCUUCGAAAAAUCAACCCCGAAAGAAGAAUCAUCCUCCACCAAGACAAUGCAAGCACGCACACGGCCCAAAAAACAAGGCAGUAUUUAACGGAAGAAAACAUGGAAUUAUUGGACCAUCCUCCAUAUAGUCCCGAUCUAAGUCCUAACGAUUUCUUUACUUUCCCGAAAAUUAAAAACAGACAGCGUGGUCAAAGGUUCCAGUCACCAGAAGAAGCAGUUGACGCGUUCAAAAAUGCAGUUUUGGAUCUGCCAGCAAACGAGUGGAAUAAUCCUGGGUUCGAUUGUAUUAAAAGCGAGCAGUUGAAAAUUAUAGCCGAGGACAUAACAGAACCACUCACUUACCUAAUCAACAAAUGCUUUGAAUCUGGCAUAUAUCCCUCAAUUUUAAAAAAAGGUAAUAUAAUACCGAUACAUAAAUCAGGAACAAAAACAGAUGUUAAAAACUAUAGACCAAUAUCAAUAAUAUCCAGUGUAGCAAAGGUUUUUGAAAAAGUUUUAUCUACUAGAAUGAUUCGAUACCUCACAAAAUUCAAAAUUUUAAGUGAAAAUCAAUAUGGAUUUACAGAAGGGAAGGCUACAUCGGACACAAUAACUAAAAUUGUAAAUCAAAUACAUCAAAAUAUUGAUAACAGAAUCCCUUCAAUCUGCAUUUUUGUUGAUUUAAAGAAAGCUUUCGACACAGUUAAUCACAAAUUAUUAUUAGAAGCAUUGGAGAGAAUUGGUUUCAGAGGAAACGCGUACUCACUGAUCGAAAGUUAUUUGUCAAAUCGCCCACAAUCUAUGCAGAUAUCAGGAUCAUUUAGUAAAGAAAUGUAUAUUAAGUGUGGUGUCCCACAAGGAACUGUCUUAGGUCCGCUGUUAUCCAAUAUAUAUUUAAAUGAUAUUUUCCAAAUUAAUUGUGUUGGCAAAAUAACUAGUUUUGCAGAUGAUACUGCAAUAUUAUAUGAAGGCACUGACUGGUCUGAUCUGAAAAAUGUAAUUGAAAAUGAUUUUAUCAAAAUUAUUCGGUGGUUUAACAGUAGAAAAUUAAGCAUUAACUACUCUAAAACACAUUUUUUACCAUUUGGAUCUUAUGCUAGACAUCUACCAAAUUACACAAAUUUCUCCUUCAAUAUUAAUGAUCAAAAAAUGCAAAUUAAUAGAGUGCCCAACAUAAAAUACCUUGGAGUGGUCUUUCAUCCUCACUUACGAUGGGACAGCCAUCUCAAUUAUAUUUUAAAGAAAGUUAGAUUUGUAUCAUACAAAAUUAAAUACCUUGGGAAUAUAUUGACAGAAAAAUAUCUUCGAACAUUAUACCAUGCACUGAUUGAGCCUCAUCUCCCAUAUGGUAUAUUAGCAUGGGGAGCUGCAUGUUCCUCGCAUAUCUAUAAUUUAGAUGUUUUUCAAAAAAGUAUUCUAAAAAUGAUAUUUAAAAAACCGAAACUUUAUCCCACUGAAAAAUUAUACGCAGAUGUUCGAAUGUAUGAUAUAAGACAUCUUUAUUUCUUACACAGUAUCACUCACUACCAUAAAUUUGUAAACACCGACCAAAAAAUUAAACAUAAUCAUUAUACCAGGUACAAAAUUCGUGGCACAGUACGAUCAUAUUUAGCGCCUAAAUUUUAUGAAAUUAUACCUAAAGACUUAAAAGAUUUACGUUUCGGAAAUUGUUUCAAAAGAAAUUUAAAAAAGUGGUUACAUUCUAUAUCUAGGACUGAAAUUCAUAAACUCAUAAAUACGAACAUCAACUAA
Messenger RNA from Acanthoscelides obtectus, 2316 nucleotides. The record is from the annotation of a GenBank genome assembly. Lineage: Eukaryota; Metazoa; Arthropoda; Insecta; Coleoptera; Chrysomelidae.